AGUCCGGCUGGAAAAAACAACAACGAAAAUAGGAAAUCAAAAGACAAGGUUAGCGGUGCUUUUUUUCUCAAAGCAGAUUACGCUACACCACACGCAUAUACACAAGCCUGCUCACGAAACCGGUUGCUCUCGUAACAUCAAUAUUUAUUUUUUUGCUAUUUGUGUCUUUCCUUUUACUAUCCUCUCUUCCGGGGAGACUCUCCCGAGUCCUCAAGGUUUUCUUUUUUCCUUUGUUGAUGUUACCCCUAUCAAACGCAAUCGAUCAAAUUGUGUUACUUAUAAUCUCUUUAGUGUAGUUUUCUGAGAUUCAAUACAUACCUAAGCUGCGCGCUGCAGCGAGCCGCAACGAACCGACUCACAGCAAGUCAUCAUCACUCAUCGAAGGCGUUCGUUGUUUCUUCUUGUGUGCUUCGUCUCUUGUUUUUCCCCGUCUCACCUUCACAUCGCCUUCGUUUAUCCGUCUUUGUGUUUCUCUUUCGUUUUUUUUUUUUACUGAUCUUCUUUUUCUUUUUUUUCAUCAGUGCGUUUCGGCGCUCCGACCGACAAGUUGACUUCUCAUUGGCCUCCCCCCUCCUCCUCUUCCCCUAUAAGAGACAUCGAGAGACGCACUCGCACCCAUCGAGGAAAUGUUUGGCCACGCAAAGAGUCCGUCGCCGGCGAGCAGCAACUACGACUUCUCCCUCCGCUUUGAGCGGGUGAGGCUCUUCGCGAAGGUGUUGAAGCACUUCGAUACGAACAUCUCUCGCACCGUUCAGGCAAUGCGAGAAAUGGCCGGCAGCCUCUCCCUCGUCGGCCAGAGCUACCACGAGGUGGCGCAGUGCGUGAACAACACGAACCCGCACAGCGCCAUGAACCGAGCCUACCCCAUCUGGAGCUCGACCAUGAACAGCAACCGUGUGGUGGAGAGCUACGGUGCCGACCUGCAGGGCACCGCUACGGUGUUUUCCGGCGAGAUGAAACGCCUGCGCGAGGGGGAACACUACGUGGCGUUCAACGGGAGCGUGCACCAGUCGGUGCUGGCGCGUCUGCACGACGUGAUGUCGCGGGCAAAGAAGACCGUCGAGUUGGGCGAGGGCGUCGCGUGUGCGCUGCGGAAGUCCGUCGCGGCGAAGAAAAUUGUCCAGAAGAAAGAGGCGAAGUACGUCCGGUUGGGGAAGCCGCUGACGGCGAGUAAGCGGCACGCGAAGCAGGCCGCAGCGGCGCGGCAGCGAGAGCAGGCCUACGAUGCGAAGCUGCGCGCCUUCGACGCGGAGUACGAGGACCUGAUGCAGCGUCAGCUCUAUGUGGCGGGGCACAGCAUGGACGACUUCCUCGACGCCAACGCGGUGUACUUGGCGCAGAUCUUGAACGUCGUCAGCUGCCUGGCGCCACACGGAGCGGAGGCGGUGGCGGACAUGGUGAACGCCUCGCAGGACCUCGGCAGCCGACUGGGGAUUGCCCCGGCCGACCAGGUGGCGAACCGGCUGCGUUCUCGCAACGCCAGCACCCCGCUCGACAAGGCCCUCAAGGACGUCACGCCAAUGCGGAGUACGCCCAGCAAAUCGCCAGGGUCCCACGCCCACCAGCGGAACACUGGCGCCUCGCACAACUUCACGAGCUAUUACUCCAACCGGAGAAAUCGCGGUCCGUCGGCGGAGCAGGCCCCGCCAACGGCACGGGCGCUGGACGACGAUGAUGCUGCUGCUGCUGCUGCGGUUGCUGCGUCGAUGAGCUGCUGGUCCACGCCCGGUACACCGCAGAGGCGGCUGCUUUCUUCCCGUUCGCCACAGGGCCGCCUGGCUGGGCUGAUCGAGCCGGACCCGACCCCGCCGCCUCCCUGUCCGAAUCCCAUGGCAUGGCUCCCCGGCGGGCCGGGUACGUCGGUCGUGCGAUCGGCUGCCGGCGCGACGGGAAGCGGCACGGAGUCGAUGCCGGUGGUGCCGCGGUUCGACAGGGCCGUGAUCCAGAAGCCGACGAAGGGGGUUGCGGCUGCCUCAGCAGCGUCGAACCCCUUUGCCGGAGCCAAAGGCGGACCCCUCGCACGAGCACCAGCAGCGACGGCGCUCGUGGAGAAAAGUGUGACGCUGAGCCCCGGGCGCGCCCCCUUCGGCGAGGGCAACACGCCGGCCUUCCAGCAAAGCGGGCAUCGUUCCGCAUCACCUGCGACUGCAGCCCCAGCGACGGCAGUGACGGAGGCCCGCAGCCCUUCCGGUGCGGUGACCGUGGCGCCCACAAGCCACCACAGCCACAAUGAUCGUUGUGCUGAUGUCCUGGUGUCUCAGGCGGCUCAGCUUCGCCUCGCUUGUGCGCGCUCGACGGAGCCCUUCGACAACGGCGAUUGCGACGGCGGCGGCGUGACAGGCGUUGUCAGCUACACCGCCCGGUCCUCCCUCCAGCCCGUGAAUUUGAUGGCGGCAAUGGAGGCGGAGGCGGACAGGCCCAGCGAGGUGCAGCGGAAGUGGCAGCAGCAGCAGCAGCAGCACGUGAACCCCGCCGCGUUGAAGAGCAGCGGCCCCGCAGACCGCCAGCCGAAGCCGCGAUCGCAGAAACCGUCCCGCAACACGACACGCCGGUCAACGACACUACCGGCCAAUCUCACACCUCCAUCACCUAUUGCUGCUGCGAACUCCCGAGCAGCGCCGUUGAUGGCCUCUGCCCCACCUCCCGAUGACGCCACGCUCUCCUCCAGCACCAACUCACACGUCCACGGCGACUCCAACGCGAACAGCUUCCAGGCGACCCUCUCUUCUGACAACGGGCAGAGCAACGCCGCGAUGGCCAGCCAUGGCUAUCCGUUAUGCCUGACCACACCGGCGGCUUUAAAGUCGUACUCGAACGGCGAUGGGUGGGAGUCGGAGACGGGUGGCGUGUCCGGGCGGUCGCACGCGCUGUCAACGAGUUACGCGUUGGACAGCCCAGCCUACGCGCCGCAUCUGCGCGGGAUGGAGGCGCAGAGCUGGGAGGACAGCCACGUGCGCCUGUGCAAGCCUGCUUGA
Leptomonas pyrrhocoris is the source of this 2975-nucleotide messenger RNA. RefSeq lists its product as hypothetical. Bases 627 to 2975 code for a protein of 782 amino acids. The transcript has a single exon. The record is from RefSeq and is a predicted model, not a curated record. Lineage: Eukaryota; Euglenozoa; Kinetoplastea; Trypanosomatida; Trypanosomatidae.